Molecule: messenger RNA, 1928 nt
Organism: Diospyros lotus (date-plum)
Lineage: Eukaryota; Viridiplantae; Streptophyta; Magnoliopsida; Ericales; Ebenaceae
Exons: 13
Coding region: 285-1607 (440 amino acids)
Source: RefSeq, a predicted model, not a curated record
CAUAGAAUCAAUCCGUCAUCAUUCAUUCACCCAUCCGUGCCUCCGCAAAUCUACAUCCCCCCAAAUCUAGUUCUCGUGGAGCGAGAGGGAACCAGAAACGCAAAUUUCUCCUUUUACGAAAGGUUAAUGGAUACAUCGUCUUCCGGUUCGACUCUGCUUCGCUCAAUCCUUUCUCUGCCCUCCGAUCUCUUAUUCUUCUCCAGAUCCUUUCAUCGUUUGUUUCCUUGUCAACCUUGUACCUCCUUCUGACGUACAAAAUCAGGAGCCAAGCAGCCCCGUCACCGAUGGGCAAGCGUAGUUCACAACGUAGGAAUCCUGCGAUGUUUGAUACUGACGAUACUGAUAGUUUGAGUUCGGCAUCGUCUAGCCGAUCAGAUAAUAUGCCGGUGUCCGGUACUGAAGAAGUUCAGCUGGACAAUGAGAGUUUUCUUGAUCAAUGCUUGGAUUCUUUAUAUGAGAAAAGGGCAUCCACCAGGGAGAAGGCCUUGGCAGCGAUUAUAGAGGCUUUCAAUAGCAACUUGCAGCAUGAUUUUGUGGAGAAGAAAUUUGUUACGCUACUCCAUCAGUGUCUGAAUUCCAUCAAACGGGGUUCUGCUAAGGAAACAUCUUUAGCAGCUCAUGCCAUUGGACUGUUGGCUCUGACUGCUGGUCCAGGGGACAAAACUCGAGAAAUAUUGGAAGAAUCUGUAACUCCCAUCUCGCAGGCUCUAAAAUCAGGGUCUGACACAUCAAAGAUAUCAUCAUUACUAGAGUGUUUGGCUGUUAUCACUUUUAUUGGGGGAAAUGAGCCAGAAGAAACAGAAAAAUCAAUGCAAAUGAUGUGGCAAGUGGUUCAUCCAAAAAUGGUUUCCAAUGUAGUUGCCACUAAACCUACAAUAGGUAUAAUAACAGCAAUGGUCUCUGCUUGGUCAUUUCUUCUAACCACCAUGGAUGGAUGGACAUUUGAUCCAAAAAUGUGGCAAGAGUUGAUUUCUUAUUUUUCUAUUCUCCUAGACAAGGAAGACAGAUCUGUACGCAUAGCAGCUGGUGAAGCACUUGCUUUGAUUUUUGAUAUAGGAAACUUGGACAAGUUCUCUGGUGAUGCUAAAGAUGCUAGUAAUGGCUCCACCUCUCGGGAGUUUACCCACAUACAAGGGUUGAGGGGAAAAGUCCUUAAUCAAGUGAGAAACCUUUCCACAGAAGCAGGUGGUAAAGGCUCUACUAAGAAAGAUCUUAACAGUCAGCGAAGCACAUUCAGAGAUAUUCUGGAGUUUCUUGAGUAUGGUCAUCCUCCUGAAUCCUCAACGAAGAUUGGAGGUGAAUCUCUGAACGCCACAUCCUGGUCUCAACUAAUACAGUUGGACUUUUUUAGGCAUUUCCUUGGGGCAGGCUUUGUUAAACACAUGCAGGAAAAUGAAUUUCUUCAUGAUGUCUUUGGGUUCACGCCAAAGAGAAAGCAGCUUUCAGGGAAUGAUCAUCGGAUGUCCAUUUGUGAUAAGAGGCUGUACAAAUCACCAAACUCAGUUGCAAACAAGGCAAGGACACAAUUUCGAAACAAGCAGAGAAUGUUAUCUCAGGGUAAGAAUGCAGGGCAUUUUGCAGUUGGUGUAGAGGACGAGGGGGUCUAAGCCAUGUCGGCCCAUUAUUAUUAUUACGCAUACGGUGUUUGCAGAUACGAGGGGCUCCUUGCAUUUUAUUACAAUUUUAUUGUCUCCUUACCUACGUCAUAUUAUAUGAUAAAAAGAGGGGAGCCAGCCAUUUGGAUUUGUUUGUUUGUUUGUUUAGAAGCAGUGUUAAAAGUACGUAAAAUAAUUUAGGAACUUUUGGAGUUUUGUCAAGGUAAUUUUCUGUUUCGCAUCUCUGUAGGAAGCAACACAAAAUUGUCUCAAACCUUAAAAUGAACAAUUGCAUACUGUUUGUCAAAAGUAUGUGGCUGUGGCUUGUCCUUA